AUGCCAGGUGCCCUGAGUAGUACAGUGGCACAAAUGAAGUCGGAGGCUUCGAUGGCAGAAGAGACAACUUCUGAGGACACUCCUCAUUCCAAUCCGAAUGUCCCGGACUCGGAAUCAGCCACCAGACUUGCGCCUUUGCACCCGAUUCGGAAAGAAGUUGAAACUACUACCACAUUUCAUCCCCUGAUUUCUGCCUUAACUCAGGGGUUUGUCCGUUAUCUUCGAGAACCACGGUUUCAGGCCCCACUUUCCUUGGAAGAGCUUAAAGUUCUUUUCAAUAGCUUUUACGAUGACCUUAAUGGACUUGCAAUCAAUGUGUAUACCCAGUCAAAUUCAAGCAAAAAGCGUCUUAUCGCCCAACUGGAUCAUUUCAAUGCCCAUCCUCAUCACUACGAUUACCUUUUAGCCAUCGCCAACUACUCACUGUCGUCCAUCAAGCUUUCAAAGCGAACCGAUAACGAAUCUCUCAUGCAACUCCGAGUGUUCAAUUACUAUAAAUACCUUACUGUGGCUAAGGCACUCGAAUGUGCUCACACCGAACUAUUUUCUGCAUCCACCCUGCCGGAUGGCCUGCUGUUACAUGAGAAGCUUCAAAGGUUUGAUCACCACGAUAUAGUGUUCCAGGAAUUUCUUGACGACAAGUUAGAAGCCAUGAAGAAUAUUCCAUUCGAAGCAUUUUCAGAAGGUGAUCCUUAUCCACUCGUGGAUAAACAGGAAGAAAUACAAAUGCUCCUGCGACUACUUGCACUGGUCAAAGAAAAGGUGACUCCACGUGAAAAGUUGAAUGUGGUGGUGCACUUGCAACAGCGUCUCAUCACACUUCUUUCCGAAUGUUCAGCAGGGAAGACAAGUAAAGAUGUCUCUGCUGAUCAUUUGCUUCCCAUACUCAUCCAUUUUCUUGUAUGUCAUGGAUCGGGCUGUGAUCUCUACCUCACAUUCAUGUUCAUAAAAAACUUUCUCAAUCUUUUGGACCCUACUGGCAUUGAUCCUCAACAUUUCACUACUCACUCUUCAUUCUCCAACUAUGCACCCGAGACCCGUCUGGUGAUCCACAAGAAGCGAGCUCGCAAGCUGCUCUUUGAGUGUUUGAACCUCAACCUCGAUGACACAGAACAUCCAGUCAAAGACUUUGAUUUUUUUGACUCCGACAAAGAAACUUGCAGCACACCUUCAAGCAGAGUACCUUAA
Molecule: messenger RNA, 1188 nt
Organism: Meyerozyma guilliermondii ATCC 6260
Lineage: Eukaryota; Fungi; Ascomycota; Pichiomycetes; Serinales; Debaryomycetaceae
Exons: 1
Coding region: 1-1188 (395 amino acids)
Source: RefSeq, a predicted model, not a curated record